AUGGCCGAUCCUCUUCCUUCCGGCCCUAAACCCCCCGGUCCAUCACUACUCGCUUGUCUACUGUGUCGUCAGAAACAUCUGAAAUGUGAUGGUCGAUCUCCAAUCUGCGGCCGUUGUGCUUUGACCGGUUCCGAGUGCAACUACACCAAAUCACGCCGAGGUUACAAAGGUCCAUCGAAGAAGCGUCGCGCUAAUGAUGAAUCGCCAGAGCACCAGCUGCCCAUGGACCCUUUCGUCGGUAAGGCCGAUGUUUCCGUCGACUGGAAUCAUCUAUCAACUGGUGGAGGUGGGGAUGGGGGACUUCCAGGCUAUCAUCAUCAAUAUACACCUACAAUGCCAUUGCUUUCCUCUGGGUCUGCAAGCCCCGGAUUGCACGAAUUUCCUAUCACAAUGCCUCCAACCCGUCCGAUCCCGGGCCCGUUGACCCCGGAUUCUUCUUCUUCUGUCGGCAGCGACGGAUACCUACUCGAUAUUUACUAUACCUACUUUCACGCCGCGCAUCCUAUUCUCCCACCCUUACGAUUCCUAUACCGCUCCAAUUUCCCUCCAUAUCUGGAACAAGUGAUGAAGUUUAUUGGCGCUCACUUCACCCCGGCCACCUCAAGUGAGAUCUAUCGCCCAAUGGUUGUCGCGGCGGUUCACGAGCAAGUCACCAGCAUCGAGAAGAUCCAGGCUCUCCUCCUUACUAGCGAUUAUCUAGCACUUGACAUUGGUCUCAACCAAGCCAACUAUGCCGAGGUUGCGAGCAACGGCGAUCCAAUCCGCGCCGAGUGUCUGCGACGGACCUGGUGGGAGUUGUUUGUGAUCGAGGGAAUGCUGACGGCCCUCGGCGUGCAAAGCGUGUACCGCACUAACCUGGUGUUACCCGAAGUCCCACUUCCCUGCGAGGAGCGAAUAUACCAGGACGGUCUGACCCCGCCACCUGCACCGACAAUUGCCCAGUUCGAUGAGCGUGUCUUUGCCGAUGAGGAGCGUGAUUUCUCUUCCUAUUCCUACCGAAUUGAAGCGGUGCGGAUUCUUGGUCGUGUGGUGGCCACGCAAGAAAUGACCGAGGGCCAGCAGGAUAACGUCGAGGCCAUCGAUGCCCGUAUCGCUAGUUGGUUCCACCACCUGCCGGAAUCCAAGGCAGAACUCAUGCGACCGGAUGGUUCGGUAGAUGAGAUCAUGUUUCAAGCGACCAUGAUAGUAAAUGGAGCCUCCAUCUACCUGAACUUCCCUCGUUCCGAUCUCUUGUCAUCCCCAGCAGUCGCCUCGGAAGUAAUCUGUGGUCACCACGGUCCGAUCAGUGUUCCCGCCUUCUCCCACCACGCCCAUGCCAUGAAGGCCGUCAAGGCAGCCAGCGAGCUGUCUACGCUGGCGGCCAUGCGUCUGCCCGUGGAGCGACACACGCCUUUCUUUAUUUGCGCACUCACGCUCAGUUCCAUCGUUCAGCUGGCCGCCUGCUCCGUCAAGGCAGGCCAGAUGCCUGACCCCAGUCGCGAUCGAAUCGGUCUGACCAUCGGUGUUUUCCGAUCAUUGGCUCGUACCUGGGCCAUCUCCCAAUCCAUCAUGCGACAGAUUAAAGCUGUCGCGCGCGAUGUGCUGGAGCUUGGUGUUCGGCCUAGCAUAGACCCGCUAGAUCUUACGUCAUAUCUCGAUGCUGGCCGAUUUUGGGUCCAGGAUGGACCGAGCUGA
Molecule: messenger RNA, 1674 nt
Organism: Penicillium cosmopolitanum
Lineage: Eukaryota; Fungi; Ascomycota; Eurotiomycetes; Eurotiales; Aspergillaceae
Product: Zn(II)2Cys6 transcription factor
Exons: 2
Coding region: 1-1674 (557 amino acids)
Biological process (GO): regulation of DNA-templated transcription
Molecular function (GO): zinc ion binding; DNA-binding transcription factor activity, RNA polymerase II-specific
Source: RefSeq, a predicted model, not a curated record